Alternaria atra is the source of this 1128-nucleotide messenger RNA. RefSeq lists its product as uncharacterized. The transcript has 3 exons. The record is from RefSeq and is a predicted model, not a curated record. NCBI's taxonomy places the organism in Eukaryota, Fungi, Ascomycota, Dothideomycetes, Pleosporales, Pleosporaceae. The coding region runs from base 1 to 1128 and encodes 375 amino acids. Gene Ontology annotation, molecular function: glucosylceramidase activity. Gene Ontology annotation, biological process: sphingolipid metabolic process.
AUGGCAUUCUCUACCUACCUUAUUCUCGCGCUCACAACUUUCGCGAGUACAUUCGCAACCCUUCACCCUCGUCAAUCCUCCACUAUAACCGUCGACUUGGCAAAAACAUACCAAACCAUAGACGGCUUCGGCAUAUCAGAAACCUUCCAACGUGCAAACCAAAUACACGCCCUCUCACCCUCACUUCAACGCUAUGCCCUCGAUCUGCUCUUCAAUCGCACAUCUGGCGCCGGCUUCUCCAUCCUACGAAAUGGUGUUGGUUCCUCUCCAGACUCUAGCAGUGAUCACAUGGUUUCCAUUCAACCCAAGAAUCCUGGUGGCCCAAACGCCACACCGAAAUAUGUAUGGGAUAAUAAUGAUAAUAGCCAGGUUUGGGUCAGUACCGAGGCAGUGAAGACGUAUGGUGUGGAUACUGUGUAUGCCAACGCAUGGUCUGCUCCAGGAUACAUGAAAACAAAUAACAAUGAUGCGAAUGGAGGGUCGCUGUGUGGAGUAUCUGGCGCUAGUUGUUCUAGUGGAGAUUGGAAACAAGCGUAUGCCAACUAUCUGAUCCAGUAUAUCACUUAUUACAAGGAUAUCGGGGUGGAUAUUACGCAUCUGGGUUUCUUGAACGAACCUGGUCUUACGACAAGUUAUGCUAGUAUGAGGAGUAAUGGACAGCAGGCUGCGGACUUCAUCAAAGUGCUCAGGCCGGCGCUCGAUAGGGCGAACUUUACGAGUGUCAAGGUUACUUGUUGCGAUGCGGAGGGGUGGAGUAGUCAGCAGGGUAUGAUGGGUGCUCUGAGCAGCGUGAGUAGUAUGUUGGGUACGAUCACUGCGCAUUCCUACACAUCCCAACCCAACAGCCCAAUAAACACCCCACACCACGUCUGGCAGACAGAAAAUGCGGACCUCCAAGGCCCGUGGGCGACGGCAUUCUACAACAACAACGGCGCAGGCGAAGGACUCACUUGGGCGAAUAAAAUCCACACUGCUCUCACAAACGCCAAUGCCUCGGCGUACUUAUACUGGAUUGGCGUCCAAGGUGGAGCGACAAACAGCAAGCUCAUCCGCAUCUCCGAUGAUAAGAAGUGCAGUGAGAAUAGGUGCGAGUGGAGGGCCCAGUGGGAGUCGAAUCAGUGCGUUUAG